Molecule: messenger RNA, 972 nt
Organism: Pistacia vera
Lineage: Eukaryota; Viridiplantae; Streptophyta; Magnoliopsida; Sapindales; Anacardiaceae
Exons: 3
Coding region: 1-972 (323 amino acids)
Source: RefSeq, a predicted model, not a curated record
AUGGAGCAAUCAAAAUGCAGUGAAACCACCACUCCGGGUUUUCCUCCUCAAGAAAAGAAGCCCCAUUUGGAGGAACUAGUGACGAAGUUCGUAAACUCCACUGAAACAAGAUUUCAUAAUCAAGAAGCUUCGAUCAGAAAUUUGGAGACUCAGAUGAGGCAGUUGGCGAAUUCGAUAUCAGGGAGAGCUCAAAGAACGUUGCCAAGUGACACAAAGAAUAAUCCCAAUGAGCAUGUGAAGGCAAUUACAGUAAAAAGUGACAAGGAAAUUGGGCAUAAAGAGCAAGAGAAAGAGGAGGCACCUAAAAUGCAACCAGACAACAUUGCUAAAAACUUGCUUGAACCUAAGAAGAUAGAGAUUCAGCCUCAUUUCCCUCUUGCAUUGAAGAAGCAGAAAGUUUAUCAGCAACUUGCAAAAUUUUUAGAUAUUUUUAAGAAAUUGCAUAUUAAUAUUCCAUUUGCAGAUGCUCUUCUUCAUAUGCCUAGCUAUGCAAAGUUCUUGAAGGAGAUCCUUUCCAACAAGAGAAAGCUAGAAGAGCAAGAAAUAGUAAAACUAUUGAAGAAUGUUCAGAAAUUGGGACUUGGAAAACCAAGGGCCACUACAGUAUCUCUACAGUUGGCUGACAGAUCAAUUAAAUAUCCAAGAGUUAUUGUGGAGGACGUGCUUGUUAAGGUAGAUAAGUUUAUUUUUCUUGUGUUGGACAUGGAAGAAGAUGUUGAGAUACCUCUCAUUCUAGGACGACCAUUUUUAGCCAUAGGUAAGGCAUUGAUUCAUGUGCAAAGAGGUGAGUUAAUUCUUAGGGUAGGAGAUGAAAAAGUAGCAUUUGAUGUUUUUAAAACUAUGAAACACCCUUUAGAAGAUAACACAUGUUUUAGAAUUGAUGCUUUUGAUCCUUUGGUUCGUGAGUAUUUUCAAGAUAACAGGUUUGAUGGAAGAGAAAUUAUGAAGGGUGUUGAAGGAGCAUUUGGCUAG